AUGUCUGAAGUCGAAAAUAAAAAUAUUAAUUUCGAUAAUAAUCUAAAAAGUUGUGAUUCUAAACAAGAAACUUCACAAGAAAGCACACGUGGCCAAUAUAAAAGAGAUUUCAGAAAAGAUGGACGUUCAAAUAAUGAUUACAGAAGAAACAGAAGUUCAUACAAUACAGGGUUUCGAAAUGAAAAUUUUGGUAGAAAACCUUUUAAGCGUAAUUGGUCAAAUUCACAACAAGAUGGGAAAAGAAAGAAGCUGGAAGUUGGAAGCCGAUUAAAAGAGUGUGAUGUUGGUAUUACAAUGUUUAUAGGAGAUGAAGGGUUCUUUGGUGUAAUUAAGGAAAGAUAUACAGAUUUUCAUGUUAAUGAAAUAUCUCUUAAUGGGCAAAUAGCUAAGUUAACAAAUCAAAACCUUCCAUUAGAUGAAGAAAGAAAUGAAAAUCUAGAAGACUUAAGAAAAAUGAUAUCAGAUGCAGUUUGGGAUCAGUUACAGACUUUACAGAAACCAGAAGCAUCUACUAUAGAAAUUGAUGUAACAAACAUAGAUAAAGAUCAACGUAGGGCAAUUCAUACAAUUGUUAAAAAGAUGCCAAAUGUUAUUAGUCAAACCAUAGAUAAAGAGAAUAAAAAGAUUAUGGUGAUUUUGCCAAACAAAAAAAAUAGUGAUACUUAUCACAAUUUCCGAAAAGAUAAUCGAUUAGAUUGGAAAAAGCGUGGUGGUGAAUAUUGCUACUUUUUAUUACAUAAAGUAAAUAUGGAUACAAUGGAUGCUUUAAAUCAAUUAGCUAUGAAUUUACGUUUGAAGCCAAAUAAUUUCAAUUAUGCUGGUACAAAAGAUCGCAGAGCAUGGACAACUCAGUGGGUUUGUUUGAGGAAAGUGGAACCUGCAGAUAUAUUAAGAGCAGCAAAAAAUGUGCGUGGAGCAUAUGUAGGAAAUUUUAAAUUUGAGAAAGAACCUUUAAAACUGGGUAUGUUGAGUGGUAAUCACUUUAGAAUUGCUUUAAGAAAUGUCAAUGGAACAGAUGAACAAAUUGAAAAAAUUAUGAUAUCUUUGAGGGACUUUGGAUUCAUAAAUUAUUAUGGUCUGCAAAGGUUUGGUACUGUACCAGCUAUUCCAACAUAUGAAAUAGGCAAAGCUUUACUUCAAGGUAACUGGCAUGAAGCAAUUGCAUUAAUUUUGAAGCCCAGAGAAGGAGAACAAGAUAAAGAUUUAGUAAAUGCUAGAAAAAUAUAUGAAACCACAAAAGAUGCAUCUGCUGCAUAUAGAACAAUUAAAAGAUGUGAUAAGAUAGAGGCUACACUAUUAAAAGGUCUUUCUAUAUCUGGUAAUCAUAAUGCACAGGGUGCUUUGGAUUCAAUACCAAGAAAUAUUCGUUUAAUGUAUAUUCAUGCCUAUCAAAGUUUUGUAUGGAAUCAUAUGGUAUCAAGAAGAAUAAGAGAAUUUGGAAGAAAACCUAUAGUGGGGGAUCUAGUAUAUGAAAAUUACGUAAAAAAUAACGAUAAUGAAGAGGAUUUCGUUUAUGACAACGAGAAUGAAUUUGUAACUGAAGAUACUGUAGAAUCUAAUGACAAAAUAAGUAAACCUGAAACAAAUACAGAUGUAAAAACGAAAGAGAUGUCUGAAGCAACUGUUGAACUAACUGCUUCAAUUAAGGAAGUAACAGAUGCUACAGAAUGUUGUCUUAAAAUUGAUGAGAAGACAGAUCAAAACAAAACCACUAAUGAGAAAGAUGAAAGUGAAGAUUUAUAUAAUCUCCCUGCAGUAAAAGUUCUUAAAGAAGAAGAUUUACCAAAAUAUACUUUGGCAGAUGUAUUAAUGCCACAAGUUGGCUGGAAAGUCACAUAUCCAUCUUAUGCUAAGCCAUGGUUUGAUGAGUUUUUAGCAAAAGAUGGAUUAACUACGGAUCUUAGGCAAAAGAAUAAAAAAUACAGUUUAGGAGGCACGUACAGACAAAUACUACAAAUUCCUUCAAAUUUAUCGUGGAAAAUUAUGCAUUACAAGGAAAAACAUAGUGAUCUUAUUAUGUGUGACAUUGAUGAAAUGAGGAAAAAUACGGGGUAUAUAGAAUUCUUAAAUUUUUCAGAGGGGCAAUACAAAGCUUUAAUUGUUGAAGUGUCUUUAAAAUCUUCUACAUAUGCGACAAUGGCAUUGCGUGAAAUUUUGAAAUUCGAUACUUCUCCACAAGCACAAGCUGCUCAGUCUGCUGCAUGUAAUGCAGUAGUAGAGAAUUCAGAUACAUCAAAAGAUGUUACUGAAAGUAAAAAUGCUAUGCAAGAUGAAAACGGAAAGAAUGAUGCGAAAAAAUGUCCCGAAGUUCAAGAGCAAAAAGUAGAAGAUAAUGAAAUGGAAGUAUCUAAUGCAAUAUAA
Habropoda laboriosa is the source of this 2361-nucleotide messenger RNA. RefSeq names its product pseudouridylate synthase 7 homolog (gene Pus7). Gene Ontology annotation, cellular component: nucleus. Gene Ontology annotation, biological process: pseudouridine synthesis. Gene Ontology annotation, molecular function: RNA binding; pseudouridine synthase activity. The coding region runs from base 1 to 2361 and encodes 786 amino acids. The record is from RefSeq and is a predicted model, not a curated record. Lineage: Eukaryota; Metazoa; Arthropoda; Insecta; Hymenoptera; Apidae. The transcript has 5 exons.